Trichomonas vaginalis G3 is the source of this 3093-nucleotide messenger RNA. RefSeq names its product putative phospholipid-transporting ATPase family. NCBI's taxonomy places the organism in Eukaryota, Parabasalia, Trichomonadida, Trichomonadidae. Gene Ontology annotation, molecular function: ATPase-coupled intramembrane lipid carrier activity; ATP binding; ATP hydrolysis activity. The record is from RefSeq and is a predicted model, not a curated record. Gene Ontology annotation, cellular component: plasma membrane. Gene Ontology annotation, biological process: phospholipid translocation. The transcript has a single exon. Bases 1 to 3093 code for a protein of 1030 amino acids.
AUGACUGAACAGAAUAACUAUGGGCAGUAUUCCUUUAAUAUAGGUGAUACUGAGUUCCCCAAAGGUAUUCAAGCUGACAAUUACGUCAAAACAACGCGUUAUUCCCUUUUUUCAUUCAUUCCAUUAACUUUAUACGAAAAUUUUAACAGAUUUGCAAACAUUUAUUUCUUGAUUAUGGCAAUUUUAGGCUUCAUGCCGUGGUCUCCAAUUAGUCCCGUUGUCCAAAUCGCUCCUUUAAUUUUUGUCACUGUGGUAUCAAUGGUAAAAGCGCUUAUUGAAGAUUUAAUGCGUUUCUUAAACGAUCAAAAAUACAAUAAUUUUCCAUUUGAAGUAUGGAGGGAUGGCAGAUUCGUUAAAUUACAAUCUUGGAAGAUAAAACCAGGCGAUAUAAUCAAAAUAGAGAGCUGCGUUGAGAUGCCUGCAGACAUUGCAAUACUCGCAACCUCCGAAAAGGGAGGUGAAUGCUAUGCAAAUGAAGUGAAUUUAAACGGAGAAACAGCAAUCAAGCAAAGGAAAGCUCUCUUCUCUUCAGCACAACUUUCUCCAGAAGAAGCAGGUAGAAUACACGGUACGAUUACAAUAUCUCUUCCAAAUAAAGAUAUUCAACGAGUCAAUGGCACAUUUACGGUAAACAACAAUCAAUUUCCGUUUUCGAUACAUAACUGCAUUCUUAGAGGUGUGUUCCUUAAGAAUACAUCAUGGACUGUUGGUUUAUGCCUUUAUACAGGCCAUGAUACAAGAAUUAUUCAAAAUCAGCGUCAUCCACCUCAUAAGACAUCACAACUCGAAAAGAGACUGAACAAAAUCAUUAUUUUUGACUUUAUUUUGAAUUUCUCCAUUGUUUUGUUUUUGACCAUCAUGGAUUUCAUUUACGAGAAGAAAAUGAACUUCUAUUGGGUUAAGAAACAAACAAACUUAGCAUAUUUCUUCUUCCAAGAGUUCACAGCUUACGCAAUUUUGCUUUCUUACAUGAUUCCGAUUUCUUUAUACGUAACUAUCGAAUUUAUACGAUUAUUCCAGAGUUGGACCUUCUCCAAAGAUUUUGGAAUGUAUGAACCAGGCCUUGGCUUCUGUUCCCCGAAGAAUUCAAACUUAAAUGAAGAAUUAGGAGUCAUUGACCAUGUUUUCUCCGAUAAAACAGGUACAUUAACAGAAAACAAGAUGUCGUUCGUACAAAUGUCAGUUCGAGGAGAUAUCUAUGACACAUUAAACCAAAUCGACUUAAUAAAGUCAAAAAUUUCAACCGAUGAAAAUUUGUCACUUUUCUUACAAUGUCUUGGUCUUUGUCAUUCAGUUAUUGUCUCAAGUGAAGGCUAUUCUAGUGAAUCACCAGACGAAGAAGCUUUAGUUACUCAUACCGCAAAACUUGGCGUCAAAUUAAUUUCAAGAGUUUCUGAUGAAAGUAUAACUGUUGAAAUUGAUGGAACAGAGACGAUUUACGACCAUUUAGCGUCAGUUGCAUUUACAUCUGCUAGGAAGAGGAUGUCUGUUGUUGUUCGCACACUUUCAAAUGACAUUUACUUGUUCAUGAAAGGAGCGGACGCGAUGAUGAUGAAUUUACUGAAAAAUGACGAAGACAAAUCAACAAUUGAUUUAGUAAAUUCACAAAUAACUUCGUUUGCCGAACAAGGCCUUAGAACAUUAGUUCUUGGAUACAGGAAACUCGAUAAACAAGAGUAUACAAAUUGGAAAGAAAGACUACAAAACGCUGCAAUCGAGUUAGAAAACAGAGAAGAAAAUAUUGCAAGAGUUGGAUCAGAAAUUGAACAUUCAUUAACUCUUUUAGGAGCAGUAGCAAUUGAAGAUGAAUUGCAGCCUUACGUUGCAGAAACUGUCGCUUAUCUUGCAAGGAUGGAUGUGAGAUUCUGGGUAUUAACAGGAGACAAAAAAGAAACAGCUGUUUCAAUUGCGAAAUCAACAAAUGUCAUCACUCCAAGUUGCUCUGUUUUUGAAAUUUUGGAAGGAACGGAAGAAGAAACGAAUACAGCACUCGAAGGAAUAAUGAACGCAAGACAAUCUGUCGCAGUUAUUUCUCCAGACGGUCUUGAGAAUUUGAUUGAAAACAAUCCAAAGAAAUUGGUAGAAAUUGGUGAUUUAUGUCGUUCUGUCGUUUGUUUCAGAAUGUCACCUUUUUUGAAAUCUCGUGUUGUUGCAGUUGUUCGUGAAAACACUGACAGAGUUUGUUUAUCGAUAGGUGAUGGAGCUAAUGAUGUUAAUAUGAUACAAACAGCACAUGUCGGCAUCGGAAUUUUUGGCAGAGAAGGUCAUCAAGCAGCGAGUAAUUCUGAUUUUGCAAUCACAAGAUUUAAACAUCUAAAAAGAUUGAUGGUUUGCCAUGGCAGAUUGAGUUUGUUGAGAUUAUCAGGUGUUAUUUUGUAUAUGAUUACAAAGAACAUUGUUUUGAUUUUCCCUCAGAUUUGGUACUCAAUCAUGACUCGUUGGACGCCGACAACAAUUUAUGAUGAUUUCUUGUUGAGUACAUUUAACUUAGUAUGGACAAUUUUCCCACCUGUUGAAUAUGGAUGGUUCGAACAAGAUCUGUCAUUCAAGAGUAUGAUGUCUUAUCCUUAUUUGUACAAAGAAGCAAGAGCAGGAAGAUAUUUAAGUAUAUGGAGAUUUAGUUUAGAAUUUGUUUCGGCUACUUAUCAAUCUGUUGUUUUGUUUUUGUUUAAUGUUUAUUUCCCAAGCAGAAGUGUAAUAGAUGGAAAUGGAGAUUCUACAGGAUAUUCAACAGCAGGAUUCACAUUAUUCGUGUCUGUUGUUAUGUGCAUGAAUAUACAAGUUAUCAUGAGAACUCAUGGUUGGACAUUGAUUUUGUUUUUGGCUGUUUAUUUGUCAAUAUUCGUUUUCUAUUUGUUCACUUUGCCUUAUGGAUCAUUGAGUUCUUUCGCUCCUUCGAUGUUCUUUGUGCCGCAGACUGUAUUUCGAAUGCCAAUCGCAUGGUUGGAAAUUAUUAUUUCAAUCAUUGCUGGAUUAAUUCCUGAAGCAUUGUUUAGAAUUCUCAAAUCGUUGUGGUAUCCAUCGUAUUCUAGAAUUGUAAGAGAAAGUGAGCAAUUAGCUUAUGAUGGACUUCCACUUCUCGCAAAGGCUUAA